Messenger RNA from Dibothriocephalus latus, 411 nucleotides. The record is from the annotation of a GenBank genome assembly. NCBI's taxonomy places the organism in Eukaryota, Metazoa, Platyhelminthes, Cestoda, Diphyllobothriidea, Diphyllobothriidae.
AUGCCAAGAGGCGGCUCCUGUUGUGCCAAAAAUGACCUUGACUUGGUCAUGAUGCCGGGCCCAGACUACGCUUGCGUUCUGGACGGUGAAUACGGACUGAAAAGCCGAUCAUUUCGCAGCUUCAGCUUCUCCAAGUCCAUGUCCACAGAGAAGGCCAUCAGUCAGUGUUUGAAGGCCUUUUAUUUGGUCGGCGACCCUCGAGACUACACCCUGCUGGAAAUGAAUGAGAAGGAUGGAAGUGAGGUUUUACUCGACAUAGGACAGGAUUUUCGCAAUCAGCUCCGGUUUGAGCCAAAGCGACCAACCGUGGAGAGCUCUGAGCAGUCAAUUGAGCUUGCCUUAUCGGAAGAGAUGACAGCCCAGGAGGUGGUCUCACGCGCUCUGUCAAAGUUCAACAAGUUAUGCCAAGGG